This is a messenger RNA of Hyaloscypha bicolor E, 433 nucleotides long. RefSeq lists its product as uncharacterized. Lineage: Eukaryota; Fungi; Ascomycota; Leotiomycetes; Helotiales; Hyaloscyphaceae. The coding region runs from base 69 to 386 and encodes 105 amino acids. The record is from RefSeq and is a predicted model, not a curated record. The transcript has 4 exons.
AUAACGCGCACUAAGUGAGGAACGAGUGCAUAUAUACGGUACCCGGUGUAGGCGGCAAACUCUCCACAAUGCCUCAUCUCCCUCCCGUUUUGUUCUCUUUCAUUAAUUCGUGCUUCUCCUGCGCAUACCACUCUCACGGACGCAUCUUGACAUGGCCACCGAAAGCACAGCAACCCAGCUGUCAAUUGAAGUUGAAGGCGAAAUUGAAGCAAAUCCCAAUGACACUGGGAGUGACACUACCUCAUUGUCUUCUGGUGUCGCGAAGUUUCGAUACGAGAAUCGAAGGCGAUAUCAUGGCUACAAGGAUGGAUUGUACAGUACAUGAUUGUCUAUCAACUUCCAUCCUCUCCACAAGAAAAUUAUCGCAGCCGAACAACGACAUAUAGCUGAGUGUUCGGGAUCUUGGUUACCAUAUCUUGCUUAUCCUGCCCGA